Messenger RNA from Pectinophora gossypiella (pink bollworm), 1819 nucleotides. RefSeq names its product cyclin-Q (gene koko). The record is from RefSeq and is a predicted model, not a curated record. NCBI's taxonomy places the organism in Eukaryota, Metazoa, Arthropoda, Insecta, Lepidoptera, Gelechiidae. Gene Ontology annotation, molecular function: cyclin-dependent protein serine/threonine kinase regulator activity. Gene Ontology annotation, cellular component: nucleus. Gene Ontology annotation, biological process: regulation of transcription by RNA polymerase II. The coding region runs from base 470 to 1225 and encodes 251 amino acids. The transcript has 2 exons.
UUAGCGGGAAACGAGAACGGGACAGUUGCUUUCUUCAUUGAAUAAUCUAAAUAAUUAAUACGAAGUGGUGUUUUGUGGUUAAUGAUCGCAUUAAGUUAGUCGGAAGACAUUCGCGAGUGUUAUUACAUUGGAGUAUUCAAUAAACAAAGUGUAUCUGCCUAUUUUCGCUUCGUGCUAGGAAGCCGCUUCAUAGCUCAAAAGUUUAUGCGGACUUUUGAGUUAAUUCGUUUGGGGUUCGGAGUAGGAGUCUACUCCGAGGGUGGGGGCUUAGGUUUCAUCAUCAUCAUUCAUCACCUUUCACCAUUUCAUUAAUCAUCAAGAAAAAAAAAAUACGUCAGACAUGGCUGUAUGGGCAUAGUUCCCUUUGCCUUACCCUUCGGGGAAAACCAAACCAAAAAAAAAAAAAAAAAAAAGUUUAUGGUUAACCUUGAAUUGUUUGUAAAUUGAUAACAUUUCUCGAAUUAUAACAAUGAAAGACGUAAUAGACGUAAUGGCUUUACAAAGUAGCAGACGUGAAAGACGUUUACCAGACUAUCGCAGUGCGCCGGGCCAUAGUUUAGCUACAAACUUUAUAUUCGAGUGCGGCAUCAAACUAGGCUUGCAGCCGGCUACCGUCGCCACUGCAGCUAUAUUUUACCAUAAAUUCUUUAAGGAAGCUGAGAAAAAUGAUUACGAUUGCUAUGUGAUCUGUACUGCAUGUCUCUGUGCUGCGGGGAAGUCACGGGAUGAGCCGGUCAGACUAAGAGAUGCAGUGAAUGUGGCGCAUAAUUCUAUUAACCGUGGAGCUGGACCUUUAGAACUCGGUGAAGAAUACUGGUCGUGGCGGGGAGCAGUGGCUCAGGCGGAGCUUCUAGUUUUGCGACUGCUAGGCUUUAAUUUGGACGCACCGUCUCCACACAAAUAUCUGUUGCAUUACCUGCGCUCUCUGCAAGAAUGGUUCCCGCCGGCCCAAUGGCGGUGUGCGCCGGUAGCCCGUACAGCGAUGGCGUUCCUUCAAGACUUUCAUCAUUCCCCAGCAAUUCUGGACUACCGUGCUCCCCAUGUUGCAGUUGCUUGCCUCACGUUGGCUCUACAUGUGCUGGGAGUAUCAGUGCCAUUAGCAUCUACUUUAGAUGACGAUGCUGCUUGGUAUUCUGUGUUUACCAAAGAUUUACAAAAAGAGAAGAAUUGGGAAAUUAUGGAGAAAAUUAUGUUUGUUUAUGGUAGAGAACCUGAACCAAUAUAGCAUAUGAUCAGAGCUAUCUUAUGAAUGUCACUUUCAAUUUCCUUUUAACUAAUUUUAUAAUGAUAGACUGUUUCAUAAGCUAAGAGACAAGAAUUAAAUAAGUAUUAUACGAAAACAUGUAACUUCUUGUCUGCCGAAACACUGAUCUCGACUAGACACCUACCUACCUAUGUGUACACCACCUUCUGGUUCCAUCUUCAGACCCUGGAUAUCAAGUAGCACCAGAAAGCUUAUCAAGACAAAUCAAACGAGUCCAUAUCAGUUAAAACUGUGUAUCAGUUGAGAAUAGUAUUCAAUAUUUUAAUGUCCUAUUAUGGUGUAUAUGUUUAUGUUUCAGUUGUGGAUAUUUGGACCAAGUUCCAUACAACUUAGGUCAAUCUCCUUAAAGAUCUUUUAAGUGCCUACCUAUACCUAUUAUAACAAAAUUUAUGUUUAUAUAUUAAACAAACAAAACCUGAACCUUGAUAAAAUAAACUAGUAAGUAGAUACCUACCUAGAAUUGAUUCAAUGUUAACAUUUACUGAGAUUGGUUUCAGGACUACUGCUGCAUAAUUAUAUAUAAAAAUAAAAGUCGAGGAACUAUCUUUUUAUUUA